AUGGGAAUUUUGAUGUCAUACAAGUGGACAACAGACUCGGUUGAGAGUAUUUCGAAGGCGUCGAUGGAGGAGGUGGUUCAGCUGUUGAAGGUCUUCCAGUGGAUCCUAUCUUACGAUAACAUCCAGCUGGCGUUCCGAGUCUUUUCUCAGCGGCUCGAUAACCUGGGCGAAUUCGGGAGUGGAUGUGCCGCUACAGUGUAUAUCAAGAAGGGCCUCUUACCUUUUCCUCCAGAAGUCAAUCAUGCCUUCCAACUCCAUCGAGCAAAAGGAAUGUUGAAUCCAAUCACUGUUGGCGAUGUUCUCGACUUGUGCCAAAAGCAUCAAGCCUCUAUCGAAGCUCGCAUGAUCUACCACACACUCCAGUUCCUUCUCCAAACCACCGACUUUAACCUCGGAGCCUAUCGGCACCGCGAGAGUGAAAUCUUCAAAGCUCCCGAUUGGCUAGACCCACUUCCCGCAGGCAAAGAGCAUACUGCAUCACAGUACCUGCUCGGUAGCGUCAAUAUCACCGAAACAAGUUACGAAGAUCAUGUCAAACUCAUCGUGGAAUGGCUGAAGCAGCUCGGAAUUGAGGUACCUGAAGAACAGAAGAAGUUGGGACUAGAGAAGCUGAUUGCCUGGUGCGGAGACCAACUGACUAUUGAUCGACUUCGAGGCCUUUUGGCGUUUCCGAGCUGGAGAUUCGAAUUCCUUUGA
Molecule: messenger RNA, 696 nt
Organism: Mycena indigotica
Lineage: Eukaryota; Fungi; Basidiomycota; Agaricomycetes; Agaricales; Mycenaceae
Exons: 1
Coding region: 1-696 (231 amino acids)
Source: RefSeq, a predicted model, not a curated record